CAGGUUCUCUGGCUGGAUGGCAAAGGUAGAUCCACGGAUGAAAGUCCAACAAGCUCCAAACCAGUGUUCAACAUCUCCAGGUUAGCUCCGGAUGGCUCAGCUAUUCCAGUGGAGUGGGAUGACCUGCCUGUUGAUAUCAAGUACACCCAACCGUACAUGACGCUGCCUCUGCUCAAGCAGGAACAAGACCUUGUCACGCAAGAACUCAGGAGAGUGCCUGAUGCACAUAAAGUC
Molecule: messenger RNA, 234 nt
Organism: Lymnaea stagnalis (great pond snail)
Lineage: Eukaryota; Metazoa; Mollusca; Gastropoda; Lymnaeidae
Source: the annotation of a GenBank genome assembly